AUGCCAAUUAAUUUAAUAAUCUCAUCAGAUUUGGAUAGAGCAUUUGAAACCGCCUCAAUAAUAAGACAACAAUUAAUUAUAAAUAAUCAUACUAGUGGUAGCGGCAAUAACAAUAACAACAUAUUGCCAAGCAUUGAAUCCACUCAACUCUUAAGAGAACGUAACCUUGGUAAAUUGGAAGGUGUUGACCUUAGACAACUUGUACAUUGGGAAGAAAUUCCAGAUGCUAAAAAAGCAAUUGAAAUUCAAAAAUUAUUAAAUCAAAAACCAUCACUAUCAUUCUUACCACCAUCAAAUCAUCAUCAACAACAACAAUUAUCAUUACAAAAUCAAUUAAAUCAAUUAUAUAUAGAACAACAACAACAACAACAACAACAACAACAACAACAACAACAACAACAGCAACAACAGCAACAGCAACAAGAACCACAACAUCUCAAUAUUAAUUUACAAGAAAUUAAAAGUAUAACAAUGAAAACGACAACAUCAUCGCAAACACCAUCAUUAUCAUCAACUGCAUCAUAUACAUCAACAGCAGUGCAAUCGACAGCAUCAUCAAUACCAUCAUCACCAAGAUCAUCUUCACAAACAACAUCAUUAUCUUCAUCGUCAUCAUCGAUUUCUAAUUUUUCAACAUCAUCCAAUUCAUCAUUUUCAUCAUUUUCAUCACUUUCAUCAUCAUUGGAAGUACCAAUUCCAUCAAAUUCAUUUCCAACACCAACCAAUGUAAAACUCACUUCAAAUAUUUUAAAACAUCUCCCACAAAAAGAAUUGAAAAUGGAGUCAAAAUCAAAAUUAAUUCGUAGAGCAAAAGAGGCUUUUCAAUUUAUUUUAAAACAAAUACCAUCAAAAUAUAUAAAUAAUGGUAUUUCUAUAAAUAAUGAAAAUAAUAAUAAUAAUAAUAAUAAUAGUAAUAAUAAUGAUGGUGAUGGUAAUGGUAAUAAUAGUGAUAUUAUUUUACCAUCACAAUCUUCUUUUAAUAAUAAUAAUAAUAAUAAUAGCGACAUCAAUAAUAAUAAUUAUCAUAUUUUAAUAGUUUCACAUAGUGUUAUUCUUCGAACUAUACUUUCACUUUUACUUUGUAAAAAGUCUGCACCAUUAUUCUGUAAUACUAAUAGUAGUGAUAUAAGUCAGUCUGAAGCAUCAUCUAGCCAAAAUUUUAAGUGGAUUCAAUUUGAGUUGAAAAAUGCUUCAGCCAUUAGAGCCAGUUUUAAUGUUUUCGAAAAGAAAUCUAGGGACACUGUAAAAAGAAUUCCUAGAGAAAUCACUUUUUAUCCCGAAUCAAUAGAUAAUAAUCAAAAUGAUCAAAAUAUUCAAAAUAAAAACACUAAUACCAAUAAUAAAGUUAAUAAUAAUAAUAACAGUAAUAAUAAUAAUAGUAAUAAUGAAAAUCAGAAUCAAAAUCAAAAUCAGAAUCAAAAUCAAAAUCAAAAUCAGAAUCAAAAUCAAAAUCAGAAUCAAAAUCAAAAUCAAAAAGAAGAUGAAGAGAUUAACAAUUAA
Dictyostelium discoideum AX4 is the source of this 1500-nucleotide messenger RNA. RefSeq lists its product as hypothetical. The record is from RefSeq and is a predicted model, not a curated record. The transcript has a single exon. The coding region runs from base 1 to 1500 and encodes 499 amino acids. NCBI's taxonomy places the organism in Eukaryota, Evosea, Eumycetozoa, Dictyosteliales, Dictyosteliaceae.